UGCUUUUAUCCUUUUUUCAUUUAAGCUCAACUCUUCAUCUCUAUCACUUAGUAUAUUCUUUUUCCACUUGUUUCUUUGUCUGUAUCAUUCAACUUCAAGAACCACAAAAUAAAAGAAAGAUGUUGGCAUUAUUAACCAUUCUUUUCUUAGCAAUUCUCUUCAUUAUUGGGCUUAUAACAACCCUUUUCAAUUUCCCAACUAACAAGUUACAAUCUUGGAUUAAAUCAAUUUCUCUAAAAUCUCCACCUCUUCCAGAGAAGACCAUAAUAACAUCCUCAUCAUCCUCAAUAGCCAUGGAUGAAAAGAAGGUGGAAAGCUCUAACAAUUACAACAAGGUUGAACUAAAGAGUAUUUUUGCAACUUUUGACAAGAACAAUGAUGGUUACAUAACAAAGCAAGAAUUGAAACUAUCUCUCAAGAAUAUUGGUAUUUUGAUGGAGGACAAAGAUAUUGUUGAUAUGGUUGAGAAAGUUGAUUCCAAUAAAGAUGGUUUAAUUGAUCUUGAUGAGUUCUAUGAACUUUGCCAUACUUUCUUGGGAAUAAAGGAAGUGAAUGAAGGUGAAAUGAAUCCAGAAGAAGUGGCUAAAAGAGAGAAGGAUCUUAAGGAAGCUUUUGAUGUGUUUGAUCAUGAUAAAGAUGGAUUAAUAUCAGAAGAAGAGUUGAGUAAGAUUCUUUCAUCUUUAGGGAUGAAAGAAGGCAUGAAAUUGGAUUAUUGUAAGGAGAUGAUAAAGAAAGUUGAUGUGGAUGGAGAUGGAAUGGUGAAUUUUGAGGAGUUCAAGAAGAUGAUGAAAGCUUGUGGAACUCUUGUUCCAUUUUCUUAAGCGACCACAUGCAAGUCAAUAUUAUGUUUUUAUAGUUCCUCAAGGCUUUUCAAGAAACCAAUUGAAGAAUGGCCUUUGCUAAAAGCUAUACAAAUCUCUAGUAGUCUGUUGUAAUCUCUCUUUUGUUUUAUGAUUGAGAAACUUGUCUGGAGACAGUUAUCUCUGGGUCAACCGCAACAUUCAAAACUGGGAUGAUAAGCUCAUCCUUUUACCUUUACCUUUCUUCACUUAAAUAUUGAACUUAAUUCGCUUGGCAUAGGACUCGAACUAGUGUACCUCAACCUUUGCUAAUUGAGCUAACCCUAGUGGCUUCUCUUGUUUUAUUUUUCUUUUUCACCCCAAGGGUUUGGGGUGAGCCCAUGAAUGUGUAUUGGAAGGGUCAGAUAUGACAAUUGGCCUGGCUCUUUAUUCAAGUUAGUAUUGAUCUAAUGUGUGCUUUCAGAGCAGACAAGCUCAUGGUUCUGGUGAAAAUUAUUCUUACUAGUA
Messenger RNA from Lycium barbarum (goji berry), 1307 nucleotides. RefSeq names its product calmodulin-like protein 3. Bases 120 to 821 code for a protein of 233 amino acids. Lineage: Eukaryota; Viridiplantae; Streptophyta; Magnoliopsida; Solanales; Solanaceae. The transcript has a single exon. The record is from RefSeq and is a predicted model, not a curated record. Gene Ontology annotation, molecular function: calcium ion binding.